Molecule: messenger RNA, 210 nt
Organism: Linum trigynum
Lineage: Eukaryota; Viridiplantae; Streptophyta; Magnoliopsida; Malpighiales; Linaceae
Source: the annotation of a GenBank genome assembly
AUGGGACACUGGGUCAGCCUCAAAGGUUUGGCUCUGGUUGCCAGAUCUGACUUGCCCGUUCCAAACCAGGAGUUGGACCAUGGUGUCUUUGUGAAGACUGGAGGUGUCAUGGUCCCUAGAGCGAAGGGUAAUGCGCUAGGGCUGGUUUCACAGAGCAGCGAAUACCUUCCUCUCCGGGUAGUGGAAGGAUUACAGGUCUGUGGCUCUUGA